Molecule: messenger RNA, 1470 nt
Organism: Magallana angulata
Lineage: Eukaryota; Metazoa; Mollusca; Bivalvia; Ostreida; Ostreidae
Product: ETS translocation variant 1-like
Exons: 7
Coding region: 43-939 (298 amino acids)
Biological process (GO): regulation of transcription by RNA polymerase II; cell differentiation
Cellular component (GO): nucleus
Molecular function (GO): sequence-specific DNA binding; DNA-binding transcription factor activity, RNA polymerase II-specific
Source: RefSeq, a predicted model, not a curated record
UCCGUUGAGUCCAGUGCUGUGACAUCACAGGGUGUAUUUAUAAUGCUCCUACUACUGAACAUAUGCAGACACAACCGGAAAUUCGGGAAAACACGGAAUUUUAAGUUAUUUAACGAAAUAAUGGCCUGUGAUGAUGGGUAUCAAGAGCCGCCUAGCAUUGAGUUUUCUAGUGAGAUGAUGAACGAAAUUUUCCGAAUAAUCGAGCCCCAGACAGACGCAUUAAUAUCGGAGGCCAGUGAGCCAGGUUUCGAACACAUUCCUCCCAACGAGGGGCAGAUCGGUACAUUCGAAACUAACCCCCAACUACCUCUAGCUCUACACGAUGACGCGUCAUACGAACACAACACAGAAAGCAUCCACUAUCAGAACCAUUACUCGCCAUAUGAGUCACAGCCCUGUUACGUCACAGAGGACCACUGUCUGGCCGCCACUGACAUCAAUAGCCCCUGUUCCCAGUACUAUACCAGCGGCUACCACCCGCCUUGUACACCAGCCCUGCCCACUUUCCAGACCUCAUUCCAGCCUUACUAUGAACAUACUGAGAUCAAGUCAGAGGAUGACUCCGAAUUUGUUGACCAGAGUUCGUUCAUGUGCCGAAAGGGCAAACGAGGAGCCAAAAAUGUUUUGUUGUGGAAGUUUAUUUUGGAGGAGUUGCGGAAUGGGACGGAAUCGAUCCGCUGGGUGAACCUUUUAACAGGGACCUUCCGGUUUGUGGAUACAACGGAUAUCAGCCGGAAGUGGGGUCAGAAAAAAAGGAAGACGGACAUGAAUUUCGAAAAAUUAAGUCGUGGAAUAAGACACUACUACAAGUCUGGGUUCAUGAGCAGAGAGGACGGUACCAGAUUAGUGUACAGAUUCCACUGGUCCAAAGUUCCCAGGGCGUGGCGACCCAGGGAGGUCCAGUACGAGUUUGACAGACGGUGUAGGAAACAAUACUAAUACCAAAACAUUGUAACUAAUCAGACAACACUGAAGGCUGGGGGGAUGCAAUAUUGUAACUAAACAGACAACACUGAAGGCUGGGGAAGAUGCAAUAUUGUAACUAAACUGACAACAAUGAAGGCUGGGGAGGAUGCAAUAUUGUAACUAAACUGACAAUCCAACCUACAAGGCUGGGAGAGAUGCAAUAUUACAUGUAUAUAACUUAUUUCAUGUUCGUGACUUUUCUGAGUAUUACGAGUUUGAAAAUUGUGUGCUUUAUUUUGCCAUAUCAAGUGCCAUACCAGCUGUGAGGCUGUGAAUACGUUUCCCGAGUGCCCUGUAUCAAAUAUAAACUGACAAGUGCUCGUGAAGGACUUCACCCUUCAUUUCAAUUUUAUACUUAAGUGCCUUCUAUUGAUGCAUAUUAUGUGUUUGGAGGAACUUAAUGAUUUGCUAUUUAGAUCAAAUUUAUGGAUUUGUGUAUACAUACAUAUUUAUAUAUAAUUUUAUAUUAUGCUUUAUGUAGUAAAGUCCCAUGGACAAGAAAAA